This is a messenger RNA of Galleria mellonella (greater wax moth), 1247 nucleotides long. RefSeq names its product 26S proteasome non-ATPase regulatory subunit 14 (gene Rpn11). Gene Ontology annotation, biological process: proteasome-mediated ubiquitin-dependent protein catabolic process; protein deubiquitination. Gene Ontology annotation, molecular function: metallopeptidase activity; proteasome binding; protein binding. The transcript has 4 exons. NCBI's taxonomy places the organism in Eukaryota, Metazoa, Arthropoda, Insecta, Lepidoptera, Pyralidae. Gene Ontology annotation, cellular component: proteasome regulatory particle, lid subcomplex. The record is from RefSeq and is a predicted model, not a curated record. Bases 175 to 1110 code for a protein of 311 amino acids.
GACUGAACGUGUUCGUAAUGAGCUUGCAUUUUCGACGUAAGCUGUCAUUUUAUUUACCGUUCCCCCACCAGCUUUACAACCAUUGGGACAUAUUUCGAUAUUCACGAUUUCUCUGCAAUUAAUUAAAUUUUUAUAUGACUUUUGUUAUUUUUCGUAGAAGCUAGUUUGUAGAUUAUGGAUCGUCUUCUGCGACUGGGUGGCGGCAUGACGGGAUUGUCGCAAGCCCCACCGCCUACUGAUGCGCCUGUAGUGGAUACUGCGGAACAAGUUUACAUCUCAUCCUUGGCUCUUCUAAAAAUGUUAAAACACGGCCGUGCCGGAGUACCUAUGGAAGUUAUGGGUCUAAUGCUAGGUGAAUUUGUUGAUGAUUACACAGUACGUGUGAUUGAUGUAUUUGCUAUGCCACAAACUGGUACAGGGGUUUCAGUAGAGGCUGUUGACCCUGUCUUUCAAGCUAAGAUGUUGGAUAUGCUUAAACAAACUGGUAGGCCUGAAAUGGUGGUGGGCUGGUAUCAUUCACAUCCAGGAUUUGGAUGCUGGCUAUCAGGUGUUGAUAUUAAUACUCAGCAGUCAUUUGAGGCUUUAUCAGAACGAGCUGUAGCUGUUGUUGUUGAUCCCAUUCAAUCAGUUAAGGGUAAAGUUGUCAUUGAUGCAUUCCGUCUUAUCAAUCCAAACAUGAUGGUCCUUGGGCAGGAGCCAAGGCAGACAACAUCCAACUUGGGUCAUCUCCAGAAACCUUCAGUGCAAGCUCUUAUCCAUGGUCUAAACCGUCAUUACUACUCAAUCAGCAUUAAUUACAGAAAGAAUGAAUUAGAGCAGAAAAUGUUGUUAAACCUGCACAAAAAAUCAUGGAUGGAUGGUCUCACAUUAUCAGAUUAUAAAGAACAUUGUUCUAUUAAUGAGACAACCGUCACAGACAUGUUGGAACUUGCUAAAAACUAUAAUAAGGCUUUGGAAGAUGAGGAAAAAAUGACACCUGAACAACUAGCCAUUAAGAAUGUGGGCAAACAAGAUCCCAAGAGGCAUUUAGAAGAGAAAGUAGACAUAUUGAUGUCAAACAACAUAGUCCAAUCUCUAGGAGCGAUGCUUGACACAAUGGUAUUUAAAUGAUUGUGCAAUACAUUUUAUAUUUUAUAAAACCAAGACAGAGGAAUAAAGUCUCUCAGCUCUGUAGUCAUCCAUUUAUUGUAAGAUACUAAUUUACUUAGGCGUAUCUAUUGCUGAAUAAAACUAAUUCACAUUUUUAA